AUAUGUAAAACAUAGGUGGCAUAAUCUACUUCCGUAAAUAAGUUGUAAUACUUUCCACUUGAUGAAAAAAAAGAAAAUAAGAUAAAAGACUAUUGCUAAAAAUUCUAUUUAAACUUAUACAAUAUAAAAAAUAUGGAUGAAGCAUUGUUAUAAUUUGAUGUUUUUUUACAGUUUAAAGUGACCAACAGAGAAUCAGCAAAUAAAGUUACCUUAUUCAGAACUGUAGAUAUUUUGAAACGCGUAUAUACAUUCCUAUGGUUGAGAUUAGUUUAACUGUCAGUUGAAAUAUUAAUUUUUCAUCUGGUACAAUAUAAACAUUAUCAAAAAGUUUGUCUGAUGAUAUGAAUAGUGAAUACGCUUAUUAAAUUUAUAGCAACAAAUAAUUGUUCUAUUAUAUCUAAGCACAAUAAAAUGACACGAAAAAAAAAGAAUCUAAAUACACUUAUGAAAAAGUCAUCAAAUUAUAAAACUACGAUUGACACAAAAAGAAAAGCGUCAUAUGACAGGUUGAUAACGUUAAUUAAGGAAAGUAAGAAAUGUCAAGUCAAGAAAGCAAAACAAUCUGAACCAAGUCAGAAAGUAUCAUCAUCUUUGUUGAAUGACAGUGUAAUCGUUUUAAGUGACAAUGAAAAUGAAGAAAGUGAAAAGGUGAAAUAUACCACUCAAGAUAAUAAUACAGAAGGAACUGUACAUUCUACACUUGGUCAACUUUUUAAAUCUUUUCAAUGCUUACGUAAAGCUAAUGAACAUGCUAUUUCGAAUAGAAUUGUGAAUAGUACAGAAAAUAAUAAAUUAAGAAGAAAAAGUAUUAUAGAAUGUUCAAGUCUUGAUACAUCAUGUUAUGAAGUCUCGGAUUCAACAAAUAUGAAAUCUAAAAUUUUACAUACCAGUUUUACUAAUGAAAAAUCUUCAAAUAAUAAAUUAAAUGAAUCUGUUGACGAUAUUGUUGUGGUAUGGUCAUCUAUAAAUAAUUCAUCGACAAAUAAAAAUAUAUCAAACAAAACAGAUAUAGAAGAAGAUAUUUCAGAUGAAGAAAACCAACCACGACUUUUUAUGUUAGAUUAUGAUGGAGAUCCUAGUAAUUUAACAUGUUUAAAAUCAGCUCCAGAAGAACAUAAUAAGACAGCUAAUGAUGAUAAUGAUCUACUAUUUAAUAAACCUGGCUUACAGUUACCUCAUUGUUGUAAACCAAACUUUUCCAUUAAUGUAGAACCACAGAAAAAUAUGAGAAAGAUCAGUGCAAAAUUUUAUGGUAAAAAAUUAAAUACUCAGCAUGUUCAAGCUGAAAAAGUGAAUGAUGCAGAGCAGAAUAAAGCUAAGAAAUUAAGAGAAAUAAUUAUUGAUGGCUGUAACGUUGCGAUGGCACAUACACAUGGCAAAUCAUUCUCAGAAGCAGGAUUGAAAUUAGUGAUAGAUUAUUUUCAACAUAGAGGACAUUCUGUUAAGGCAUUUGUACCUCAACAUAAACGAUCUCUCUCUCAUCCACUUCUUGAAAAGCUGUGGAAGGAAGGAACAGUUGUUUUUACACCAAGUAGAAAUAUUGCUGGUAAAAAUAUUACUCCUUAUGAUGAUCGGUUUAUAUUGGAAUAUGCAACGAUGUGUAAAGGCAUAGUUGUUUCCUUAGAUCAGUUCAGAGAUUUAUACACAGAAAAGCCAGAAUGGCGUGAUACUAUCGAAAAUCGAUUAUUAGCACCAACUUUUGUGGGAAAUUAUGUUAUGUUUCCUGAUGAUCCAUUAGGAAGAGACGGUCCUACGCUGGCUCAAUUUCUGAGACACGAUUCAUAAUGUUGCUGUUGACUGAGAACUAUCCUACACAUUGACCAUAUAAUAUAAAAUUUAAAUAAUUUAUAAAAUUAAAUAUUUCAAA
Vespula pensylvanica (western yellowjacket) is the source of this 1867-nucleotide messenger RNA. RefSeq lists its product as uncharacterized. The record is from RefSeq and is a predicted model, not a curated record. Gene Ontology annotation, molecular function: mRNA binding; RNA endonuclease activity. Gene Ontology annotation, cellular component: nucleus; cytoplasmic ribonucleoprotein granule. Bases 412 to 1785 code for a protein of 457 amino acids. The transcript is spliced from 6 exons. NCBI's taxonomy places the organism in Eukaryota, Metazoa, Arthropoda, Insecta, Hymenoptera, Vespidae.